This is a messenger RNA of Penicillium longicatenatum, 1836 nucleotides long. RefSeq names its product prefoldin-like protein. Gene Ontology annotation, molecular function: transcription corepressor activity; phosphatase inhibitor activity; chromatin binding. The record is from RefSeq and is a predicted model, not a curated record. The coding region runs from base 1 to 1836 and encodes 611 amino acids. The transcript has a single exon. NCBI's taxonomy places the organism in Eukaryota, Fungi, Ascomycota, Eurotiomycetes, Eurotiales, Aspergillaceae. Gene Ontology annotation, biological process: negative regulation of phosphatase activity; negative regulation of transcription by RNA polymerase II.
AUGAGUCUCCCUAGCCAUAACCUCGACGCUCUCGAGCAGCGCCGUCUCGCGCUUAAAGAAAACGUCUUUCAACUCCAAAAAUCCCUCUAUCACUGGCGCACCUGGGAAGCAGAAUAUGACGGACUCCGCGACGAAAUCAAACUCCUCCCCGAUGACGCUACUACUGACGAUUUAGUCGCCGUGGGACGCGACUUCGGGGGUGCCUUAGUGACAGAGAAGGAAAUGGAAACCAUUUUUGGGACGCGAGGCGCCGCACGAUCGAGCCAACAAAUAAUCAGCCUUCUUGGACGGCGCAUCGACUAUGUGAAGCAGAAUAUUACGACCAUGGAGAAGAGGCUAUGUGCUGCGGAGGACGAGUUGACUGCGUUGGAUGUGAGCGAAAGCGCGCCGGAUAUGGAUGGCACAGACUUUCCAAUGAGAGAAAUUAUGGAGGAGCUGGAUGAGGAUGGAGGGGUCAUCUCUGGCUCAGUAAACACGCCCGGAGAUCAGGCUCCCCAGCUGUUGGAGGUCUUGAAGAAGGUCGGCGUGGAUAAUAUUCCAGAUAAGGCUGGGAGUGACGAGAAUCCCAGUGGGGGUGCCUCUAGUACACCUUUGAAGCGGGAGGGAAACGCCAACACGAGCGCUACCGAGUCUCGGCCAAAUGAAUAUUCGAAUAGGUUCACCCCCGGUCCGGAAGCCAACGAUUCCCCUCAGUUGAAGGAAACAGAUCUAUCGGAGCCGGUAUCUAAUUUGACAGACGGGGAUCGCAAACAACCUCCCGUUACUGAUAUUGAUGAGUCGCUGGAAGAUGCCCAGUUACGCCGGGAAAUGUUUCAAUAUGGCAUUGACGAAGUGGGCGCGAUUGUCGCCGAGUUGGAGCUGGAUGAAGAUGGAAGCGACGUGUCCUUCGACGAAGACUACGCGUGGGCUACAGAUGAGGACGGUGAGGAGGAGGAUGAGUUCGGUCGAUCACGGACCGAAUUGAGUGAAGAAUAUCACAAACAGAUGCGAGAGCUAGAGGAAAAGCUGAAUGCUCGUGGUAUGUGGAAUAUGGGCAAGGAUUCGCAAACCUUCCCGAGCGAGGUACGAGAAGAAGUCGAAGCGGCAGCAGCGGCAGAAGCUAUUCAGCCUGAUGAUGUCGCGAAGAGCCCCUCAAAGGCAAAGAAACCGAAGAAGCGAGUUGCGUUCGCCGAUGACCUCGAUAUCGCUCCUGCACCUCAGGCUCCUCGUAUCGAGCAGAUCCAAACUACUGAGAAGAGAACUCUCCCACCUAAGUCUGAUGUGGUUGUACUAUCAGAUGCUAUUGUGGAACGUACAGACUGUGUGAAGGAUACCCCGCCACCAGUUCUAGCUGCAACCACUCCUAAGAAAGCCUCUCGUUUCAAGAGCGCCCGCUCAGGCGCCCCAGCCGCUGGGACUACUCCUAAGCCCGUCCCCACAAGUGGCGCGCAGCUCGCAGACUCCCAUUCCAUUGGAAAGCAGGUCAAUGCUGUUCCAUCAACAAGUCUACCAGCUCUAUUCCCUGCCACGCCCCAAACACCCAAGCCAUUCUCUACUCCGAUCCAAGACGCUCCUGGAAGUUUUUCUGCCCCUCAGCCUCCGCAAGGGAAAACGUUGGCAGACACACUGGUUGAGCGAGAAAUUGCCCCAGGAACUGCUCCCGCCCCCGAACUCGACGACCUGGACGAAGAAAUCCACCGCCGUGAAAUCGCCACUGAGUUUUAUAAGAUGCGGAACCAUAUGAUUCAACAGAGAGGUGGCUUUGUGAACAAUGAAGAGCCUGAGAUGGUUCUUAUCGAGGCUGAGGAAUCACCAAAGCGAAUGAGCAAGUUCAGAGCUGCUCGCAUGAAUCAAUGA